Messenger RNA from Oxyura jamaicensis (ruddy duck), 9384 nucleotides. It is a transcript of the gene NRIP1, whose product is annotated as nuclear receptor interacting protein 1. The record is from RefSeq and is a predicted model, not a curated record. Gene Ontology annotation, biological process: regulation of transcription by RNA polymerase II. The coding region runs from base 832 to 4290 and encodes 1152 amino acids. Gene Ontology annotation, molecular function: transcription coregulator activity; signaling receptor binding. Gene Ontology annotation, cellular component: nucleus. The transcript has 4 exons. NCBI's taxonomy places the organism in Eukaryota, Metazoa, Chordata, Aves, Anseriformes, Anatidae.
GGGGACCCCGGCUUUUACAGCCCGAGCGCUGGCUGCGGAGAGAUCUCCGGGGUCGAGGCCGGGGUCGGCGAGGCUCCGCCCGGGGCAGCGCCGAGGCCGGCUCCUGCCUCCCUCCCUCCCCUCUCGGCGCUGCCUCCCCGCCCAGCCCCAGCCCCACCUGCGGGCGCCCCCCGCCCCCUUCCCCCCUGGCCGCCGGUCGGGGCUGCCGCGGUGCCCCCGAAGAUGCCGCCUCAUCGCCGCCGCGCCAGUCCCGCGGGGACGUCGCUGUUUCCCUUCUAGACUAAAGGUUACUUUUCCAGGCGUGUUUUGCUGUCCCCGAAGCCCUUUAAAGGUGAAGCAUAGAAUUGCUGAGGAAGAAAAUUAAUGCAUCCUUGGACUCCUGAAGGAAGAGCCUUCCUGAUGGGACCACUUUCAAGGGUGGAGUGAAAAACCAAUUCACAAAGUUCCAGCAUUGACGCUUUCAAGGAAUUCUACGUGCUUGAUGAAGAUGGAAAAAGAUGAAAAACAAACUGAGUUCAUGGAGAAGGGUGAAGAAGGCAAAUACUUAAUGGAACUUUAUUUCCUUAGAAGCGUGUUCUAAAUACUCUUCCUAGACAUCUUUCAUAAAUAUUCUAUAUAUCAACACAGUGUCAUGAUUGGAAAUCUGGCUCAUCAAACAGCAUACACUGGAAGAAGCCUGCUUGGAAUGUGACUGUAUUGUUUCUGAGAGUUUGUGAGAAAAUGCUAUAGACAUCUACCUAUUAUUUAUUAACUCUGCAUCUCAAUUCAGCUGCAACAAACUAGUCUUUGAAGUGAAUAGAAACAGAGCCCUUUUGGAUACUUUUGUUGAACAUGACUCAUGGAGAAGAGCUUGGCUCUGAGAUGCACCAGGAUUCUGUUGUUCUAACUUACCUAGAGGGAUUACUAAUGCAUCAAGCAGCAGGAGGCUCAGGUACUGCAGUUGACAAAAAGUCUACUGGGCAUAGUGGAGAGGAUCAAAACUUUAAGAUUUCUGGAAAUAUAUUUCCCAACUGUCAAAGUAAUGGUCCAGUUCUUAACACAAAUACAUAUCAGGGAUCUGGCAUGCUGCACCUCAAAAAAGCAAGACUGUUGCAGUCUUCUGAAGACUGGAAUGCAGCAAAGAGAAGGCGGUUGUCUGAUUCCAUUGUGGACUUAAAUGGAAAAAAGGAAGCUUUGUUAGCUGGCAUGGUUGAAAAUGUGCCUAAAGGCAAACAGGAUAGCACAUUACUUGCCUCUUUGCUUCAGUCAUUCAGCUCUAGGCUGCAGAGUGUUGCUCUGUCACAGCAGAUUAGGCAGAGCCUUAAGGAGCAAGGAUAUUCCCUUAGCCAUGAUUCUUUACAGGUGGAGAAGGAUUUAAGGUGCUAUGGUGUUGCAUCCAGUCACCUGAAGACUCUUUUGAAGAAGAGCAAAGCAAAGGAUCAGAAGUUGGACAACAGCCUGCCUGAUAUAACAAAAAACCUGCCCAAUGAGAGGUUUAUAGAAUCUCCUCAUGCAGUGCAGAGCGGACCUAAAGUGAUAAAUGAGCCACUGUCAUGUGCUGCAAGAUUACAAGCUGUUGCAAGCAUGGUAGAGAAACGAUCUAGUCCUGCUGCUUCACCAAAGCCCAGUGUAGCAUGCAGCCAGCUAGCUUUACUCCUUUCAAGUGAAGCUCACUUGCAGCAGUACUCCAGGGAACAUGCUUUAAAAGCACAAAAUGCAAAUCAAAUAGCAAGCGAGAGACUUGCAGCUAUGGCCAGAUUACAAGAAAGUUCUCAGAAAGAUUCUGGCCAAUUCAGUUUAGCAAAAGGAAUGACAAGCCAUCUCAAUGGUCAAACAGGAUCAUCAACCAAAAUGGUAUCAAGCAAAAGCAAUAUGGCACCGUUUCAGAAUUCAGUGGGAAUCACACAUUCAACUCCCAAAAAUGUGGGAUUCAAAAGUACUUUGGAAAGGAGUAAUGUGAAAACCUCUCCCAACAGCAGUUUGCUCUUACAUCUCCUGAAAAGCCAGAAUACCACCAAACAAUUAAAAGGGCAUGAAGAGAGCAGCACACCAACAACUAUCGAUGAGUAUUCAGACAACAAUCCUAGCUUCACAGAUGAUAGCAGUGAUGACGAAAGCUCCCAUUCUAACUGUCUUCCCAUAGACUUAUCCUUUAAACAGAGGACAGAUAAACCAGAUGCAGGUCCACCUGCAUCACUGGAUAACCUGACUCAGUCUUUGCUUCAUAGCUGGGAUCCAAAAGUUUCCUGUCCAGAGAACAAGGAAGACAAAGACACUCCAAAGGCAUCUAAGCUGAAUCCCCAUCAAAAAGUAACACUACUUCAGUUGUUACUUGGGCAUAAGAGUGAAGAAAAGGUUGACAAAAGUAAUGAGCCUCAGGGACCACACAGUGCAGCUGAUGUGGCAAAAUUCACUGUACAGACUGGUAAAAGGACUCCUGUUACUGACAGUCCCAGUGCAAAUCGAAUGACUCCACUAAGCACUCCACCUUUGCUUGCUUCUACAAAAGCAGACUCUCCUAUAAAUCUCUCUCACCAGUCGUUAGCCAUCAAACGUAACUCACCACCAUAUGCCUGCAGCAUCCAGCCAGACAGGCUGGUGAAUCCUGCAUCUAAACAUUUGAUAGACCUUUCUAAAAGCAAAGAAAUUCAAGGAGCCAAGCUGAGCAGAAAUGAUAGUCCACAAAACUCUUCGGCUUUCAGUGCCAGCAAGCUGUUGCAGAAUCUUGCUCAGUGCGGUAUGCAGACUUCCAUGUCAAGUGAAGAACAAAGACCUAGCAAACAUCUGCUAGCAGGGAACACAGAUAAACCUGUAGGCUUGAUUGAUAGAUUGAACAGCCCUCUGCUUACAAAUAAAUUGAGUAUGCAUGAAGAAAAUAACAAAAUAUUCAGUUGUCAGUCUGUACCCACUGAACAAGGACUUCCAGGUUCGGAAAUAGAAAAUCUCCUUGAAAGGCGCACUGUCCUUCAGCUGCUUCUGGGAACUCCCAAUAAAGGUAAAAGUGAAAAGAAAGAGAGGGUGCUUUUAAGAGAUGAAGGUUCUCAGGAACAGACAGAUAAGGCUUUGAAUGAGCAAAUAUUGACAGUGAAAAUAAAAACUGAACCAUCUGAAGAAUCAAAUGUUCCUUAUAAUUCAAAUGCACAACAAAUAAGAGAGUGCAAGGGUAACAAAUUUCAAGGAUUUAUUCAUUCACUGCAGAGAAACACAGCUGCUUCUCCAGCAUCUGAGGAGAUGAAAUCUGAGCCUCUUUCACCUCAAGAUUUUUCUUUUUCCAAAAAUGGUCUGCUAAGUAGAUUGCUGAGACAAAAUCAAGAUAGUUACCCUGCAGAUGAGCUGGACAGAACUCACCGAAACAAUGAGCUAACACACCUGGAAUCAAAGAGUCUUUGCACAGUACCGAAGAAGAGGAAGCUUCAUGCUGAGCCUUUGGAAAGUCCAUUAAAAAAGAUGAAAACUAAUGUGUCUGAUGCUGCAAACAAUCAUGUUUCUCCUACAGAGGCACUGUAUGGACCUUUGCUAAACCAGCAAGAACUGAAAUUCAGCAGAAGUGAUUCUGAAUUUAAAUAUGCUGUAAGUCAUGGUUCAAAUAACGAAAGUGAAAAUAGGAGUUGGUCUAGAGAUAGUAAAGGCUUUAAUGUGUUGAAACAGCUGCUUCUCUCAGAAAACUGUGAGAGAGAUCUGUCACAACAUAGGAAUAGCUUACUAACGGAGGGCAAGAAAAGAGGAAACAAAAGCAAUGCAACAAUUAAUAAACCUGAAUUCAGCAUUUCUUCAGUAAACACAUUAAUGGGAAGUCCUGUGCAACAGAGCAAUUGUGUAGAUCACAGAACAUUUCACUAUCCAGUAGUGGUAAAAAGUCCUGCCAGUUCCCCCUUCCCUGAGCAUUUGGGAAGUACGGUAUCUAGGCUCGAAUCUGACCAGUUUAGUGUGUGUCCUGUGCCCGGUGAGAAAGGUCCCAUCAGAUGGGUUAUCACAGGUAUGGACAAGAAUGACUAUGAAAAAGACUCUCCAAGACUGACCAAAACCAAUCCGAUAUUGUACUACAUGUUACAGAAAGGCGGCAACUCUGUUAGCAGCCAAGAAGCACACGACAAAGAAAUUUGGAAUGAACCUUCAUUUACUGAUAGUUCAACUCAUGUUACAAUCAAAGAGGAGUUAACAUCUGAUGCAGAGCUUGAAACUCCUUUUAAUAACUUAAGAAGCCCUUACAACAGCCAUAUGGGGAAUAAGACCUCUCAUCAACAUGGUGUGAAUGGUGAAGUGCAUGGACUUCUGGAAAAAGUGCUAACAAUCAAAAAAGAGCCAGAAUAAACUACAGUCUCAUCAAUGAGUUUACAAUCAGUGGUUUUGAAUCUUUGUUUAAAAAAAAAAAAGGAAAAAAUGAAAAAAUAAAAAUGAAUACGAACUUGACUACUGUACAAAUUGAGCAUGAUUUUAGAAAAGCAUGGUCUAAUUGAAACGUUUUCAUUUGAUAAACUUUUUAUUUUUCUGGUGAUGUUAUUUAAAAUACAUGUAGAUAAAAUUUGCUUUACAAUAGGUCGUCACAAUGAAGUUAGGUUGUAAUUUGUACAAGACAUUUCUGUAUGCAUCAAAUUAAGUUAUGAGUACUCUUUGAUCAGAGUCUUAUUUGGAUCUGCAGGUCUUUGGUAUAACAUAAAGUGUAAGCGUACAGCCUAGGUGGUGGUAAUGCUGCGUUUCCUCCCUUUCCUGUAAAAUAAUCCUUAUUUUUGGAAGCCUGAGCAUAGAGACAGUGUACCUUUUUUUUUUUUUUUUUUCCGAAUGUUUAAUAAGUUUUGUGAGAUUUUAAGAAUAAAGAAAUGAAGCAGUCCGUCCAAGGUAUUAGCUCGUCACACAGGGAAAACCUGUGCCAGUGUUAAUAACUGAACUGCACUGAAAUGUAAUUUUUAGUGCUUCCAUUUUUUUUUUUUUUUAAAUCUUGUUUGUGGUCCUGCCAGAAUAGCAGUGUAAAAUCUAUUUUUCUUCUUUGCCCAGCUUUUGACAAAAGCCUUCCUUAAAAUCCUUAGCUAUAUUUAAGAGUUCCUAGUUACAAUUAAGGUUUUUUUCUAGGUUUUUAUAUAAAAGGCAGAUUUUCAUAUGACGUGUGAAUACUACAUGAGUCUUUUGUUGGUGCAUUCCUGUCAUUUCCCUCCUUAAAAGGGGAAAGUCAAAAUGCCUCUUGGAGUACUGCAUUUCAGAAAGCUUAGCACAUAGAUUUUGUGAGGAAAAUGGUGGAAAGUUUGUGAAGCAGCUAAUCAGAAUUGUCUGUUUAACACCAUCUUGCUUCUUUUAAUGAAGAAUACCAACUGCACUAAAGCAGCACAUCAGGCUUCCACUCAAAUAUAGAAUAGGAUUUUAAUGAAAAAAUGUGUUGGCCUCUUCCUACAACUAGGGGAAAGAAUCCAUAUUCUGCCAAUAUUUAUUACUCUCUGAACAGCUGAUGCACAGUUUAAUGCACUGCCUUUUCUCUGCAGAAAACUCGGUUUCAGAAUAAUUUUUCAGUUUGCAACUGAGGAUAAAAUUGUAGUUUUGUCAUGUUUUGUAAUGGGUAGUGGGACAUGUCUCAGAAAUUCUCCUCUGCCCUUUUCAUCAGUCCCCACCUGUGCUGUGAUUUGUAACAUCUGGCAGUAUCAGCCUGAGAUGGGAAUAACUGAAAAUUGCAGUCAAAGCUGAGACACCUUAAAAGAAUUGCUGACUGGGGAAGAGCCAAGCAGCACUGUUAACACUGUCAGUGUUAACUCCAUUUGGAGCCCUUACUUCUCCCGGGGGAGGAGGAGGACAAAAUCUGGUUCCUCUAAAUUAUAUGCAUUAAAAGUUUUACUGAACUUUUCACUCCUCUGAAAAAAAUGUUCUCUGUAGCUUUUAAUUUCAUGGAUAACUCCCUGUGUUAUCAGAAAACAGCUAAGUAGCUGGCUUGCAUGGAUAAUGAAAGCUGCACUCUUUCUAAUGUUGACCAUUUUCACCAUUGAGAGCUGAUGACAUGACAAAACUCUGCUGUUUCUUGUUUGACUCAAGAUUGCAGAGAUGAGUGGUGGGGCAUUUUGCUCUCUUCCUUCCUGGUUUUGUUUCAGAGACCCUUUUCCCAGCCUUUUGGUUCACCUAGAAAGAGUGAGCUGUUGUCCCCUUCUCAUCCUCUGCCCACUGCCUGGGAUUAGUUUCCCUUCUUUCCUGUGCAGUCCCUACUGAAAAGGACUUCUGUCUGCCAGCUGGAAAAUGCACCACAAUUCUGUUUAAUCCUCCUGGGGGAUACCUUCUUUUAGGGAACACAAAUGUUUGGCAGUAUCCAAUAUAAAACAUUCCCCUGGUUUAUAUGAGAAAUAACGGAGCAACUUAAAGAUAUAUUUUUAUGUUAUUUGGGUGAAGCGUAAUAUAUUAAUGGGCUGUACAAAGAAGAUUUAUAUUUUAAAGCCUUCACACAAAUCUAAUAUCACUUUAAAUGUCAUUGUCUGAAGUGUAUUAUAGAAAUAAAUUGUCUUUGAUAUUUGCAUUUAUAAGUGGCCCAAUGACAAUUCAGAUGUCUCACAGAAUAGUCAUUAAUGAUAUAAAGUAUAUUUUGCAUUGACAGUAGAACUGAAUUCUUUUUAUAUGAGUCAACCCAACAGAAAUAUUAAAAAAAAAAAAUGGCAUUUGUUCCAUCCAUUAAACAUCUCUUAAAGUCUUAAUUGAUUAUUUUUCUUGAAACAAUAUGUAUAUAGCUAGGAAAUAUAUACAGUAUAGAAUAAUAGAUGCUCCCCGGAGUAAAUACAGGGUUAUAAUUUGUUUGAAGGGCUCCACAGAAAAAUGCAGCUUGAAUGGAGGUGAAAUAGUCUGUUUGUGAAAAUUUCAUCAAAGCAAGGAUUAGAUGAAAAGUAGGGAAGAGAGUCUAACUCUAAUAAAAAGUAAUAUUGGAGUCUAGGAGUGUGCUUUACCUAUGUAUUUAUUCUAUGGUAGUCUAUUGUUAUAAUAUAUACUUUUGAACAUUUAAUUUUUAAAGUUUUAUAAAACAUUUAAGUUAAAACGUUAGGUUUGACCAGUUGAUUUAGCUUUCUUUUAAGUGGUGUUAAUCAAAUGGUAUUACAAUUGUCACCAAUCUUUAAACUAUAAUACACAAGAAUUUAAUUGUAGGUCAUGCUGUUCAUAGAAGAAUCUUGCCUGUUGUGGUCACUGCAAUCUCAAAGCAGUGUAUAGCAUAACGAUGAGGCCCUUGAGAGGGAAGGGCAUGCUAACUUAAUUCUCUUCAGUCAGCUGCUAAAAGGCAACAGUCUUCUAUGUGAAAUUCUCCAGCAUCACUAGUGUUACUGCUCCCUAGGGAAGAGUUCUUUUUCAAAAUCUGCCCCAUCCACGUUUACAGCCUUCAAACCUGAGGACCUAAGGCUUUUUCGUUAUUUUUUAUCUUGUAGCUUGGGUGAGUGAAAAGGAGUCACUGUUGUCAUGCCUGGGACAUUUUCCCUCAGUUCUUACAUCAGAAGAGGGAUGUGCAGGAGCUGGGUUUGCUGCCCCAGCAGAAGGACUGGUAUGGCUGGCCAAGUUUUCCCAAGCAACCCAAAAGAUCCUUGAUUUCCCCCGGUCCCUGCGACAAACCAAGGUCAUUUGUUGCAUAAUGCUUGGUGUUCUCAUCAGCUCUGGUCUUCUUGGUUCAGUAGAUACUUACUGCUAGGAUAUGUACUUCAGCUGUGCCCAGUAUGCUUCCUCAGCCUGUGGGAGUGGAGGCUUCAAAGAUGAGUCUGCCAGCUCAGGAGGUCGAGGUUGCAGCUAGGCCUUUAGACUGUAGACGUGAAGAGGAGCAGGGCUGUGUCAGAUAAUGGGAGCAGUAACAAGAGGUGCGGGACUGUGAGGUGCUGUUGCGUGACCUCCCCAUCCGAGGAGCAGGGAGGGAGGAGAGGAGGUUUCGCUGCAGUUGUAAACGGGUGAGGUUUCUGGAGGAAAGCUGAGCUGCCUCCACCUCAUGGAGCAGUGAAAAAGUGAGACAGGAAUGUGUCUAUGCCACACCUGAAGUUGUAGCUGCAGCCCCUUGAGACUUGUACUGGAAUUAGCUUGAACCUUCCUUAACUCUGAGUAGUUGCAGCAGCAGCAGCUGUGAUGCUAAGUGCCCGAUGCCGUGCUCGAGGUUGGAUCUCCAGGCUCGUGCUGCUUCAUCUGCCAUGUCGCUGCAGUGCUCUCAAACUAGAUAGGUCUGGGGUUUGACUUGUAGUUCCCACACAUAUAUGCCUUUUGUUUCCAGAGGGAAGUGUAAGGGACUGAGGUAACCAGAUUUUUAGCAUCUCCUCUGCCACAGUGUGAGGCAAUGAUAGGGGGGUGACACAUCCGCAGAAUAAAAGCUGUGUUGCUAGAGGGCUUCUCUGCUGAUACCACUUAACCUGUCAGCGCAGUUUGAGAAGUUUAUAAACACUGUCAGAUCAAAAGGGAAUUCAGCCAUAACUUUCACUUUUCUUAGCCAUUUCUCUUAGUAAUAUUUUAAAAUUUUUAAUUUACAAAUAUUUUUAAAAGAAAGAAAUGAGUGGUUUAAAUUUUCCCUGUUAAAUGUUGGUGAAAGUAUUACAGCUCUCAUUGACGUCAGUGACAUGUUAUUACCAGUUUGUUCUCUGCCACAUCUUACAGAGGAGUAAACUGGUAAGUAUAUAUUAUAUAUAUUUAUAUAUAAUGUAAAUAUAUUGACUUGUUACACCUAUAAUAUGUUGAAAUUGGUUUUUAAAAGGUGAUGUAAAUAGUGGUUUCCUUAAUGAAAAAUACAUAUUUUGUAUUGUUCUAAUGCAAAGGAAAAGAAAAACCUUUUAAUCUUUUUUUUGUUAUGUAUAUUCCAUGUAUAAGUGUAAAUAUGAUCACAUAGGUUUAAAAACUUUUGCAUGUAUGUAUACAGUUGCAAGUCUGGAAGAAUGUAUAGAAAAAUACUUUUAUUUAAAGUUGUGAUAACCUGCUGCAUGAAAAGUGCAUGGGGGACCCUGUGCAUCUGUGCGUUGGCAAAAAUGUCUUAACAAGUCAGGUCAGUUCAAAACACAACAGUAUUCCACUUCUGGACAUGACUUCUGCUGUGGUAUUUUAGCUUUGUGAAAGAAUGUGCUUCAAAUCAAAAGGGUCUGGGGAAAAAAAUGCAAAACUACUUUUAAAACAUGAAGUACUCAUACAACUAUAAUCAGUCACGUAAGUUCAGGAUUCCAUUUUACAUAAUUGAAAUAUUGUACCAGGACUAUUCCAUUGCUGUAAAACAAAGGAAUAUUGAUUUUUCAUUGCCAUACAUAAGAAUUUGGAAUUUUACCACAACCAAUUUUAUUGUGAUGUGUUUUCAGUAAUUUAUCUAACUGGUCUCAUUUUUUAUUAGAAAUUAAUUUCCUCAUGUGAUGUCACAAAACUGUACAUACUGCAGUGUGAAGUUUUUUUAAAUCUUUCAGUGUUUACUUCCUGCAGAAGAUUUGAAUAAAUGAGAAAAAUGCA